This is a messenger RNA of Porites evermanni, 1953 nucleotides long. The record is from the annotation of a GenBank genome assembly. Lineage: Eukaryota; Metazoa; Cnidaria; Anthozoa; Scleractinia; Poritidae.
AUGAAAGUCAAGGAUGUUAAUAGGACAGCAAACAUUGCAUGGAGUCCUGCGCCUCAAUAUCCCAUCUACCUUGCUGCAGGUACAGCUGCUCAGCAGCUUGAUGCUACCUUCAGGUAUGUGUCAUGAUGUGGGAUGGGGAGGAAAGCAAAACAAAUUGUACGUAAAUAGGAUGAAAAAUAAGUGAAAAAUGUUUUUUUACACCAACUGAGUGAUUUCUCUUGCACUGAUUGGUCAGCUUUCGUUACUUUUACGGGACUGUCACUUUAUAGAGGAAAAAACUUCACAUACCGGAAAAUACUUGAAAAAAGUUAAUGGACUUGUGUAAGCAAAAUGACGAGUUUAUGUGACAACAAAUGUAUACUCCAAAUGUAGAAAAUUGUAGAAUGAGAAAAAAAGAAUGAAUUUAUUUAGUUAUUUUCUGUUUUAUUCUCACUUAAGCUGCAGUAAAUAACCUCAAAAUUAUCCAUAAAAUUACAAAGAAAUGUCCUGACUGCAAAAUUCAUGGUUUGUGCGGCUAAAAGACAUUGUCAGGGAUGACCAUUAUAAUAUUUGCACUUUAUUAGUUCUUUGUUGUUAAACAUACAACAAUACUAUGCACUUACUUGUUUUUCUUUAGAGUGAUGGUCCCCAAAAAGUAAUGAAAGCUGAUUGGUCCAGAGCUAUGGUCAAUAAGAGUAAAAAGGUUGGAAAUGACUGGAAAAUUGUUUCUCUCUUUCUUGUACAUGUAUAGGUAAAUUUCCAAGAAACUUCAAUUGAAAUGGAUGUCAAAAACUGUCAAUGUUAUUGUAAAAAAAACUCCACAAGAAUUAACUUUUCCAUGGUCUAUACUGUCUGAGUGUCAUUGACCAUAGAAGUACCCUGUGAGCAGAGGCUACAUGUUUGUGGUAUGGGCUGGUGUGCAAAGAGUAGCCUCUUUGGACAGCCAUUUAUGCAUGUGCCAGAUUUGCCACAUGAUUCGCAAGCAACUGAUUAAUAGCAUGCACUGAUAAUAUUUUAAUAAUAAUAAUAAUAAUAAUAUUGAACUUUUAAAAUUAAUAUGUAUGUUGUAUAGCACUUAGAGGUAGUAUUUCAUUAUUGAAAUAACUUUUAAAUAGGCAUGUUUUAAUUGUAUUUUUUCAUCUUAUUCUGAGCGAAGCAAUUUUUAGCAGAGCUCUCGCACGCGAAGUGUACGCGGCGGAGCACCAUGGGUAAGAUAAACUGGUAAACUACAGUACCGUUCAAAAGUAAGUUGACACUCGAAGCUCGAAACUCAAUCCUCGCUCGAACGCUUCAAGUUUCGAGAUGCGAGGAUCGAGUCUCGAGAUGCGACGAUCGAGUCUCGAGUUUUGAUGAUCGAGGAUCGAGGAUCCAAGAAGCUAGGUUUUCUGAAUUAAGAACGAUGUUGUAUAGUCACGUAGCAGUUCAGAUAGUCGCACCUGCAAUCAUAGUCUGCAUGGCAGGCGUUUGAAAGGGAAGGAAAAGGGGUUUUUGGGUGCAAGGGAAAUGCGAGGGGCGCGCGAGGAGGGAGGGAGAGAGGGAAACGCCUGCCAGGAAACCAUUGUUUUCGCCAUCCCACCUACUAAUUAUGUAUGCAAAAAUAAUGCAACUGUGAAUGACUAGCUGUCAAAUAAGUCUGGCCACGAUGCGCUUAUUUAAGUUGUAUUUCGCGUACUGUUUUUCUUUUGUUUUCCUAAAACAAGAAAGUCUGAAGUGAAGGUACUAUUAAAAAAAGUGCCAAUGCGGUCGUCCGUUGAAAGAAGAAAGUCGCAACCAUGCCUGGCUUGUUAUAUAAUAUCCAGCAUAAAUCUAUUACGUUUUUGCUGAAGGUAUCGUGUUGGACUUCCCAACUUGCAUGCAGUGUUUGUCGGAGAAAUUAAUUACAAACACUUUGCUGACUCUCGAACUGGAUCCAGCGCAGCAUACAAAAGAACACUGGUAGCGGGGAAAGAAGAGUUGAACUACAAUACAGGCUAA